Molecule: messenger RNA, 1675 nt
Organism: Doryrhamphus excisus (bluestripe pipefish)
Lineage: Eukaryota; Metazoa; Chordata; Actinopteri; Syngnathiformes; Syngnathidae
Product: ATP-dependent RNA helicase DDX39A
Molecular function (GO): RNA helicase activity; ATP binding; nucleic acid binding
Source: RefSeq, a predicted model, not a curated record
UUCAGGCUUCCAUUCAGUUCGCUAGCAUGUUGUAGCCUAGCCGAGUAUUAGCUAGCCAUUGUUGUCUUUUUUUCAUACCAGACGCUUAAAAGGGGACCUUUAAGGAUCCAAUUUCCCCUUUUGCGCACACACCCGUGUUCGCUGUUUGUAAUUUCAUACACAAAGGUAGACAAAAUGGCUGAGAAUGAUGUUGAUAAUGAGCUGCUCGACUACGAAGAUGAUGAUGAACCCCAGGGAGCCCCCGAGAGUGCAGCCCCCGCCGGCAAGAAGGAGGUGAAGGGGUCCUACGUUUCCAUCCACAGCUCUGGUUUCAGGGACUUCCUCCUCAAACCCGAGUUGCUCCGUGCCAUCAUCGACUGUGGUUUUGAACAUCCAUCUGAAGUCCAGCAUGAAUGCAUCCCACAGGCCAUCCUUGGCAUGGACAUUCUUUGCCAAGCCAAGUCCGGUAUGGGCAAGACUGCCGUGUUUGUGCUGGCCACCCUUCAGCAGAUCGAACCAGUCGACGGGCAGGUGGCGGUGUUGGUCAUGUGCCACACACGAGAGCUGGCCUUCCAGAUCAGCAAAGAGUACGAGCGCUUCUCCAAGUACAUGCCAGCGGUCAAGUCGGCGGUGUUCUUCGGCGGCAUGGCCAUCAAGAACGACGAGGACGUCCUGAAGAAGAACUGCCCCCACAUUGUCGUCGGAACGCCGGGUCGCAUCCUCGCCCUCAUCCAGAACAAGACGCUCAGUCUGAAGAACGUGAAACAUUUUGUUUUGGACGAGUGUGACAAAAUGUUGGAGCAUCUGGACAUGAGGUGUGACGUGCAGAACAUCUUCAGGAUCACGCCCCACGAAAAGCAGGUGAUGAUGUUCAGUGCCACCCUGAGCAAGGACAUCCGACCAGUCUGUCGCAAAUUCAUGCAGGAUCCCAUGGAGGUGUUUGUGGACGACGAGACCAAACUGACUCUGCAUGGCCUGCAGCAGUACUACUGCAAGCUGAAGGACAGCGAGAAGAACCGCAAGCUCUUUGACCUGCUUGACGUGCUGGAGUUUAACCAGGUGGUGAUCUUUGUCAAGUCAAUUCAGCGCUGCAUCGCUUUGUCACAACUUCUGGUGGAGCAGAAUUUCCCCGCCAUUGCCAUCCACAGGGGCAUGGCUCAGGAAGAGAGGCUGUCACGCUACCAGCAAUUCAAAGACUUCCAAAGGCGCAUCCUGGUGGCCACCAACCUGUUUGGCCGAGGGAUGGACAUCGAGCGGGUCAACAUUGUCUUCAACUACGACAUGCCGGAAGAUUCCGACACUUACUUGCACAGGGUUGCCCGUGCUGGCAGAUUCGGCACCAAAGGCCUGGCUAUAACCUUCGUUUCCGACGAGACCGACGCCAAGACUCUGAACGACGUGCAGGACCGCUUUGAGGUCAACGUGGCCGAGCUGCCUGACGAAAUUGACAUCUCCUCUUACAUUGAGCAGUCCAGAUGAAUCUCCCAGCCAGGCCGCCGUCUCCUCCCGUGUGGAUCUUGUACUUGGACGUAGAUGUACUUUGCUGUUUAUUUGAGAAGCUCUGCUUGUUUCCCGUCUCCACCCAACCUUUACCUUCAUUGUGAGUUUUGGGACACGGUAUAUGAUUGCUUUUAUUUGUCUUUUAUGAUUUUUGUUCAAUGGAAGUAAAAACUUUUUAUAAAAUGCCAUUCCACCU